Molecule: messenger RNA, 1648 nt
Organism: [Torrubiella] hemipterigena
Lineage: Eukaryota; Fungi; Ascomycota; Sordariomycetes; Hypocreales; Clavicipitaceae
Source: the annotation of a GenBank genome assembly
AGCGUGGCCCCCCCAAAUCGGGGCUUACAGCAACGGUAGCAGCAGCAGCAGCUUGCAUUCUAGGACGUCACCGGCAGAAUGGCUUCCCGUGUUACAGCUUUUGCUCUUCUUGUCCCCAAGUAUUAAAUUCCAUCACACCCCCUCCUUCAAUCUUGGCGUUGAUUCUUUCUACCUACCAUCAUCACAGUUUUCCUUCCAUCUUUAAUUCACAGCUACUGCUACUACUACUACAGCUGCUGCGUCAUACACUCUAUUUGACACACAAGACUCUGUUUCAUCAAGCACACACGCAUUUACGGCUACACCACCACCGCCACACACAUACCUAGCUUCCCCAAAUCUUCACAAUGGCCGACAACUACGCCCACGCUUCGUCUUCCAAGGCCGCCGACACCGAUGGCGAGACCAAUGGUCACAACGGCGGUUUCCAGGCACAGGCCAAGAUGUCUGUUCAGCCUCCCAAGAAGGAGGAUCUCCAGCGCAGCUAUGCCACCAUUGUCGCCACUGAUGCCAACCCCAAGGGCUGGUACGGCAGCAUGAUCAACGGUCUCGGUGCUUGCAUCGGUACCAUGGGUGCUGUCCCAUGCUGCAUCUGCUGCCCCAACCCUUACAAGAGCGUCCAGCAGGGUAAUGUUGGUCUUGUUACCAAGUUUGGUCGCUUCUACCGUGCUGUCGACCCCGGUCUGGUCAAGAUCAACCCUCUGAGCGAGACACUUGUCCAGGUCGACGUCAAGAUUCAGACUGCUGAAGUCCCCGAGCAGAUUUGCAUGACCAAGGACAACGUCACGCUCAAGCUCACCUCCGUCAUCUACUACCACAUUGUCAGCCCCCACAAGGCUGCCUUUGGCAUUUCCAACGUCCGUCAGGCUCUUAUGGAGCGUACUCAGACUACCCUGCGCCACGUUGUCGGUGCCCGUGUUCUCCAGGACGUCAUUGAGCGUCGUGAGGAAAUUGCCCAGUCCAUCGGAGAGAUCAUCGAGGAUGUCGCCGCCGGAUGGGGUGUCCAGGUUGAGAGUAUGCUCAUCAAGGAUAUUGUCUUCACCAAGGAGCUCCAGGAGUCUCUUUCCAUGGCUGCUCAGAGCAAGCGUAUUGGUGAGAGUAAGAUCAUUGCCGCCAAGGCAGAGGUCGAAUCCGCCAAGCUCAUGCGCCAGGCUGCCGAUAUCCUGAGCUCCGCCCCCGCCAUGCAGAUCCGUUACCUCGAGGCUAUGCAGGCUAUGGCCAAGUCUGCCAACAGCAAGGUCAUUUUCCUUCCCGGAUCCUCUAACCAGGGUCUUGACCAGGCGCUCAAGUCGGCUGUUGACCCCAAUACUGCUGACACUCCCAACCUCAAGCCCUCUCACAACGUCUUUGGCGACGACCAGGGCUUCCAGCAGGCCAUGAACGCUCACGUUGUUGAGAACAUCUAACGCUGACGCUUGGCUUGUUUUUUGCUUGUUUCUUAUUCCAUAUACCCGUUAUGUCACCUGUUGCUAUCUUUCAUGUGGCAGGAUGAAGUUUGUAAUGAUUGUUUUGAUGAUUCCCCGUUUCGAAAUUCUGAGAAAUACCUUGUUGGAGUGGAAGAAUGUGUACCAAAUCAUGUUGAAUAUAUCCCAGCAAAUAAAUACAUAAUACUUAGUCAUAUUUUCAAUACCACCAAUUUGUAUCAUUC